Molecule: messenger RNA, 4772 nt
Organism: Acanthaster planci (crown-of-thorns starfish)
Lineage: Eukaryota; Metazoa; Echinodermata; Asteroidea; Valvatida; Acanthasteridae
Biological process (GO): RNA polymerase III preinitiation complex assembly
Cellular component (GO): transcription factor TFIIIB complex
Molecular function (GO): TFIIIC-class transcription factor complex binding
Source: RefSeq, a predicted model, not a curated record
GAACGAUAGCGCUGUACUGUAGUGACAGUAAAAUGUAAAUUCAGUGACACCGCAAACGAAACAGUGUGACUCUGAGUUCAGAGUCAGGAGGACUGACUUUUCUCUGAAUGUGCGAAUAAGCACUUCACCCAGCUGCCAUGAGUACGAGACGAGCCAAGAUUCGCCCCAGCAUCAACCUUUCUGCCUCGCGCCGGAGCGUGACAACCCCAGCGUCGAAGGCCAAGGAUCCAACUGCCUCCAAACCCGAGGCUGCCGAACCCAAGACAGGGCUCCGGUCAUCUACCAAGCCAACCAUACCCCAACCUUCCAAACCUCAGGUAAACAGUGUGCAGCGACACCAAGAAGAACCAAAAGUGCAGACGCAGCAGCAGGAAGAACUGAAUCAUGAAAAACCAAAGCAGGCAGACAAGCAGCAACAGCAGAAGUCACUGCAGCGACAGCGAGAGAAGGACCGAGAAAAACGCCAGCAAGACGACAUUCAAGGAGAACCAGAUCCGUUGCCAUCAGAGGAGGACUCACUGGGCGCACUCACUCAACCCGCUCCAGUGUCGCCCACGAAACACCCGGCGAAACCCUCACUGAAGUCUACUCCCGAAUCCCCGCUCAAGUCGUCUGCCACCGUCCGUCGCAAGCGCAUCAAUGCCGUCCCAAACCUGGGGCAGCCACGCUUGCGGUCCGGCCCGGCCCUGCCGGUCAAAACUGCAGCCAGGGCCAGUGUGACCCCAGAGAGGGAGGUUGAAGUAGAGAGGGGAGGAGCCAGGGGGAGAGUGGGCAGAGCAGGCGGCAGUAGGCCAGAGCCAGAAGCUGGUGAGAUGGGACCUCCUUUACACCCACCUCCAGUGCAGCGAGUUAUUAGUGCUUCAGCGUCAAGCACCCCUACACCUGACAAGGAGCCAACCAGAGAGGCCCCCAAUCGCAGCGAAGAGCCAUCGCUGCCCGCAACAGUCACCUCCCAGAGCAGCCAUGCCCCUUCUUCCACAACCACGCCCCUCAGACCCACCCUUGCCCGGACCGACAGUGUCACAGAAAAGCACCCCGUGGGCUCAGAGAACAUCUACGAAAAGAAACUUCGGGAGUUGAAAGACCGUAUAGAUUCUGAGACUCCGUCCCGACGGAGACGUCACUAUGUCAAGCAGAAGGUACAACCUCCGGAACGCAGCAAGAUGACCAUGAGCGACCUGAUUUACUUCAACCCCAAGACAAGCCCCAUGAAAAAUAUUCCAGCCGGUAAAGAGAAGAAGUUUCCGCGAACCAUCAUGACAGAGAAUGUUGCCAGUGCUAAUAAUUCGGUCAAUAGCAGCGCUCAUAACUCUGAGAACGAGGAGGGUGAUGAGGAAGAAGACAUUGACCCCUUUGCUCCUCAGGUCAAGAUUGGUCCUGAUGGAUCCAUUAUACUAGAUAACACCAGUCUUGUGAAGGAUGCCUCUCCAGCCAAGAACCUUCACUUGUCGGACAGCGACGUCGUGGAGGAGGAGUUCUCUCGCACGACUUACUCCAGCUUCCGAGACAGGAAGCACACCACAGCCUGGAGUCAAAAAGACACUGAGAAGUUCUACAGAGCUCUGAGUGCUGUCGGCACAGACUUCUCAAUGAUCAAGGCGAUGUUCCCGAAGCGGACCAGACAGCAGAUCAAGAACAAGUUCAAGAGAGAAGAGCGGUUGAACCGUCAGAGACUCGACAGAGCCAUCAGAGAGAGAAAACAAUUGGAUAUGUCGCUGUUUGACAAGGAGCCGAGUUCUGACUCGGAACUAGAGAAUCAUGCGGAGAAGAAGAGUAACGAGAAGGGAAAGAGUAAAUCAACCGGCAAGAGAAGAGGCAAGGGAAGAGGCAAGAACAAGGGAAAGAUCAAAGAUGAGGACGCAGAAAAGGAUUCUGACGUGGAAUUGAUCAACGAUGAUGUGGAUGCCAAAGCCGGUGGGGAUGGGGAUUCUAAAGAUGUCAAUGCUGGUGAUGCAGAGGGAGAAAUGGCCAAGGAUGGAGCAGCCAGACAGAGCGAUGGAAGCGAGGAUGAGAUCGACAUGGAGACCAUACUCAGCCAGCCAACGCGCUCUGGCAGACAGCCCAAGGUCAAGACGACAUUCACUGUCGAGGAGCCCCAGAGGAGACGCAAAGGCCCAUACAAAAGGAGCUCCAUGGAGGACCCGAACUAUGCCUCCAGGAGACUGGAGCGACUGAACCGCGAGCGCGAAAUCAUCCUUGCCAGAAGGAAGGCCACUAAAAGCAACUUCCCACCCUACACCUCAGGUGGAGCUGUGCCGUCACCUUCCUCAGGCCCUGCGAAUCCUUCUCUCAGGCAGGUCUCUUUGGCAGGAUUAAGACAAGUGGCAGGAGAAGGCAAAAACCAGGGCAUUGAAUUACCUGGGAGCAGGGGCAUCAGCACCAUAAACACACCCAUGGGACGGUUUAUCGUCUCCGUCCCCCAGCAGCCCUCCUCCCCCAGACCCGUCGGCUCUCCUACUCCAGAGGUACCUUCAUCGGCAGCAGGUGCCGGAGUGGCUAAGAAAGUCUUGCGGACCCACAUCUUUGUCAUCUCUUCCCCAGACGGUACCCAGAACAUCAUCCAAGUCCCUGUGCAGCCUGACCCUACCUCACAGGACUCCAGCCAACCCCCAAGGAGUCCGCAACCCGCCCAGAAUCUCUCGCAGGCCGGCCCAGCAGUUCAUAAUCCCCCGACUGCCCCUCGGAUCAUUGUCAGGACUCUCAGGCCGAAUCCCCAGCAGACCGCUACAACGAUGCGCCAGGUGGUCCUGCCGUCACCCCAGCAGCUCCCAGGAUCAUCGUCAAUGAGCCAAACGGGAGACCAGGUGGCGAGUGCAUCUCCUUUGAGUGGCCCUGCGGUUAUUACGACUGCCCACAAUCAAAGAGCACAGGUGGAGAGAUCACCCCAACGGAGUCAGCAUUAUCACCUUGGAAAGCGUGGGAAUGCUGACCCACUCACAUUGCAAACACCAGGGUCUAAUAAGGUCAUCGUUAUUUCACCUCAUGCCCAGGUGCCGAGCAGAAUCUCCGAAGCUGCGGUUGAAACUACUUGCAGUUCUAACUUUGGAGAAACUCGAUCACUUGGAAAUUCCAUCAGCCCAAAAGUUAUCACUCAAACUCACCACUCUGCUGAAACAGUGCAGCACCACGAACACAAUCUGACCUCUGAAUCCCACGAGAGAGUCAGUCACAUGACCAGUAACAUGGAUACAGAUUGGCUGUUACGAGAUGAAACUGUCGGACAUGAGGUCAACAUUCCAACAAGUGACUUUGAGGAGGCGACAGAAACCGAAGAGGCUUUCAUCCCUCCCGCAUCCAACGUCGGGAGGCCACCCCUUAUGAAUAUUGGAACGGACCAAGCGGUCAUGGAUCAUGUCACUGAGGAGAAUUUGACAGCACAGGACAUUCUGGAGCAAAUGACUUACGAAGAGGGGGUUGGAGGGGACGUGGGAGCCAAUAUGGAGGUAGCUAUCAAUGAGGAGAUUAUCACGCAGAUUGCGAAUACCAUGGAGGUUGAAUAAACAACACAAACUGACGUCUAGUUCCGCCCCGCUGCAAAGAAGUAGGAAACUCUGUAUUCCAUGGUGAAUAACUUAGCACAAAUAACUGGGCAUUAGUCCCAUUAUCUACUUCAUAUAUCACCUUAGUUGGUAGUAAGCUGCUUGGCAAGCAAAAGGUGCUGUCAGAAUAAUUCUACUGUAGCUGACAUGUUCGCAGUUAGCAAUGUGCACAGCUAUGCACUGAGGCACUAUAAAACCCCCAAAUACUUUCUGAUGGGGCCCCUUUAGUGCAUGUUCAGCAGCAUGCCAAAGUCUCAGGUAGAUAGGUCUCUCUUGUAGGGAGGUGCUUGUGCAAGUACUUUUUGUGCACAUUCAUUUGAAAAUCGCUGUCAUACAUGUAGUUUGAUAACGAUGAGACAUUCCUGUACUUUCUAUUGUAUUCUAGAUAUUUAAGGCCCCGAGGGCCUUUCUGUCUUGCCAGUAGCUCUCAAGAUUAAUGAUUCUGUUGUUCCAGUCUUUAGACCAAAUAUAGUUGUCCACUGACUUGCAUUGCGAACGUAUGACUGUCGAUAAUGAUAUUUUGACUUCAGUAAAAACCGUUAACAAUUCCUAGAAUAACUGUAUUGCUUCCCAAUGAUAGAUUAAAGUUAUUUCAAGUCAAAUCUGAAGCUUUAACAUUGUGGAUCUAAAGGUAGAGGUUACAAAGGUUGCAGGAUCCCCACAGAAUGUAGAGAAGGUCUUGGUCUUAAAAAUCAGCCUUGUUACUUUUAUCCAUGCACAUGCGGUUUGAUGCAACAAGCAAAUUAAGUUCAGUGCAUACUUACGUUGAAAAGCACAGAAUUGUGCAGAGAGACCUAAUUAUAGUUAUAGUCAGUUAUACUUUGAUUAAUUUUUGGACACGUUUGACACGACUUACAUUUCUCUGCACUGAAAGUAAUCUUCAUUCAACUUGAAUUCACAAUGCACUCCUCCCAUAACGGAUGAUCUGUAGGUGAAUGUUCCCCACAAAAUGCAUUUAUUUUGUACGUAUUUAGUCGAGCUGACUAUGAACUUGAGUAGUAUUACUUUUAGAAGGCUUUAUUUUGAAGUGGUCAGACUUUGUAUUUUAUUUUGUUGACCGCUGAAAAGAGUGAAAUAUUUGCUUGUUUUUAGUACAGUCUGCAGAUUAUAAUUGCGCAACAUUUUUCUUUGGCUAACUAUAUCUGAAGAAUAAAUCUAAGGUUGAAUUUAUCUGAGAAAACAGAAUUAGUGACAAGGAUUUUGUUAGUAAAAGUGUAUGUUUGUUUUGGCAGA